AUGUCGCCAGCGGCCACGCCGGGUGGGGUGCAGUACAGCGGGCGGCGGCAGGAGGCGAUGGAUGCGGGGGAACAGCGACGUAGAACGGAGCAGCGUGCCACCGAUGCUCAGCGACACGGUGAGGAGCCGCUGGAUGCCGUCCCCUCUUCUGAAAUGGGGCGCUGGUGGACCGAGGAAAACCAAAACUGGUCGGAGCGCAUGUUUGCCUCCCCGUUUGACAAAAACAAAAAGAAGCUUGAUGGGAUGUUUGUGCCGGAGCUUAAGGAGUUGCAGAGCCCCACACAGCCACUUGAGUUGAGCUACGCGGAGGACAACUUCUUUGUAAACCCCGACAUCCAUAUGGCCGAUGAGGUCUUCGACGAGGCCCGUUGCCGUGUCCUGCCCCCUAGCUUUGACCCCGCCAUCGACGAGAUUGACGACGACGACUUUGUGGACGGGCAGGUGAUGCUGGAUGUUCAGAAGGCGGUGGAGGAGGACAGGCGACGUCUGGAGGCCUUUGGAAAUCCGCUGCUUGUGGAGGACCAGGUGGAUUACCUUCUCGAGCCACAGCGGGAGGGCAUGGAAAACAUGCAGCAGCAGCAGCAGGAGUUUAACGGCUUUGUGCAUUAG
Messenger RNA from Trypanosoma rangeli, 609 nucleotides. RefSeq lists its product as uncharacterized. The coding region runs from base 1 to 609 and encodes 202 amino acids. The record is from RefSeq and is a predicted model, not a curated record. NCBI's taxonomy places the organism in Eukaryota, Euglenozoa, Kinetoplastea, Trypanosomatida, Trypanosomatidae. The transcript has a single exon.